AAACAACACUACAACGCGUACCUUCAAAUAAAACACAUACCUUUCAACCUCUACCUCUUUCUUUACUCUUUCUACAACAUCCUUGCUACAAACUCACUGUAAGUACAUAUAUCUUUUGAUCUACUUCUUUGUCUUGUGUAUACUUCACUAACUCAUCUUAAUGUUAGCAAAUGGCUCGUAUUAAGCAAACUGCUAGGAGAUCAACUGGCGGCACAGCACCAAGGAUGCCACUUGGAUUACAGGCUGGCUCUAGGCUUGGUGGAAAGGGAAAGGGAAAGGAAAAGGCUGUGCGCACAGCAAGAAAAGCUCCAGUUCGCUCAUCUCAAGCUUGCAACAAUCAUGCUCAGAAGGCCAUGCGCCGUGCAAAGUCUGGCACCAAGGCUCUCCGCGAUAUCAGAAGACAGCAACUUGAUACUCGCCUGAUUAUUCCAAAGCUCUCAUUCCAGCGUCUUGUUAGGGAAAUCGCACAAGACUUCAAGUCCAAUCUUCGCUUCCAGCAAUCUGCUAUCCUAGCUCUCCAGGAAGCUGCCGAAUGCUUCCUCAUUCGAGAAUUUGAGAUGACAAAUCUCCUUGCUAUUCAUGCGAAGAGAGUGACAAUUCAGGCAAAGGAUAUGGUAUUGGUUCGGCGUUUGCGGGAUAUGAUGUUUAAUCAUGGAGCUGUAGGCUUAAUCGAUGGAAAUGUCUCUCACCCAGGAAUGAAGGUUAGAUAAGUUCUGGCAACCUUCUGGUAACCUGGUACCUAAAGGCAAAGGUUAUAGUGUGGAAUAGGAUAUCAACGACAUGGGAAUGGAGUUAUUGAGUUAUGGCGUUUUACGAUAUCGAUAUCAAUGUGAAGUCACGAUCAC
Molecule: messenger RNA, 845 nt
Organism: Pseudogymnoascus destructans
Lineage: Eukaryota; Fungi; Ascomycota; Leotiomycetes; Thelebolales; Thelebolaceae
Exons: 3
Coding region: 171-710 (179 amino acids)
Cellular component (GO): nucleosome
Molecular function (GO): protein heterodimerization activity; structural constituent of chromatin; DNA binding
Source: RefSeq, a predicted model, not a curated record